CUGGACCAGGAGUCAGGAGUGUCACCGGGCUGAACGACUGGCUUCAGGGAACUUCCACGACGCGCGCGUAAAGACGCACAUAACGCGGGCUCAUCCGGAUUUGAGGAUUACAAAAUGAUAUGGACACAUGCAUCUGAGGUGAAUUUUAAACCUGCUCUCCAUAUCUCAAGGCACCAUGGAAAACCAUAACCUGAGUUCUUUCUGCUCACUUUUCAUGGGCGACAACUCCAAAAAGGUCUCCGUGCGUGCUCAAAGAACUGUUUACUCUUGUAACGCCUCUUAACAUAUUCCGUGUUUUAUUGAAGUUCCUUACACACAUUUGAGAUCAGUUUUCCAGUAUCAAUAAAGACAUGCAGAGCCGCGGUGUGCUGAGGAGCUGGGCCGGUCUGUCCGCGGUGCGCUCCUGCUUGCUGCUGCUCUUCAUCCACACGAGCGCACCGGUGGAGCUGAGGAGCCUCCAUGGCGGUCGGGCGCAAAGCCGGCGGCAGCAGCAGCAGCAGCAUUUGGCGCACAUGGAGCGGGUGGAAGGAGCAGAGAGCUUCCCGCUAGACUUUACAGCCGUGGAGGGCAACAUGGACAACUUCAUGGUACAAAUAAAGAACUUGGCGCAGUCGCUGUACCCGUGCUCUGCGCAGAAGCUGGAUCAAGACAUGAAGUUGCACUUUUUGAAGAAUUCAACUGUGACUUGCAAUGACGGGUCGGCAGCAGGGUACUACAUCAAGGAGUCUAAAGGCAGCAAGAGGUGGCUGCUGUUCUUAGAAGGUGGAUGGUACUGUUUCAACAAGCAGACCUGCGACAGCAGGUAUGAGAUGAUGAGGAGACUGAUGAGCUCCACCAAGUGGCCGCAAACCAGAACCGGAACCGGAAUCCUGUCUCCUCAGCCAGAGGAGAACCCUCACUGGUGGAACGCCAACAUUGUCUUCAUCCCGUACUGCUCCAGCGAUGUGUGGAGCGGCGCCACACCAAAGACAGAUCACAGUGAUUAUGCGUUCAUGGGCUCUCUGAUCAUCAGGGAGGUCGUGAACGAGCUGCUGACAAAAGGUCUGGACAGCGCUAAGGUUCUGCUUCUGGCAGGUAGCAGUGCGGGCGGUACGGGUGUCCUGGUGAACGUGGACCACGUCGCAGAGCAGCUGGACUCGCAGGGCCACCGGGGGGUGCAGGUCCGGGGCCUGGCCGACUCCGGCUGGUUCCUGGACAACAAACAGUACAAGUUCACAGACUGCCUGGACACCAUCAGCUGUGCCCCCACCGAGGCCAUAAAGAGAGGCAUCAGGUUCUGGGGCGGUUUGGUGCCAGAGAGCUGCAGACGGGCCCAUCUGGGAGAGGAGUGGAGGUGUUUCUUUGGAUAUAACGUCUUCCCCACCUUAAAAAGCCCGGUGUUCGUGGUGCAGUGGCUGUUCGACGAGGCCCAGCUCACGCUCGACAACAUCCACCUGACGGGGCGGCCCGUCAACGAGGGCCAGUGGAGAUACAUACAGGAGCUGGGACAGGAGCUGAGGAGCACGCUGCGCGACGUCCCGGCGAUGUUUUCUCCGGCCUGUCUGGCACAUGAACUCAUUACUAGAACCGACUGGAUGGACAUUCAGGUGAAGGGCACCUCUCUGCCCAGAGCCCUCCACUGCUGGGACCGCAGCCUCCAAGACCAGAUCCACACCAACGGCAGCAACCGCCACCGCCACCGCCACCACCACCACCAGCACAGGACGCCACCCGCCAGGGGUUGCCCGUUACAUUUGAUUGACAGCUGUCCGUGGCCUCACUGCAAUCCCUCCUGCCCGACUAUUCGAGACCAGCUGACGGGACAGGAGAUGAGCGUCAUCCAGUUCCUGAAGCACAUGGGCUUCGACGUGCAGAAGAUGGCCCAGCAGCAGGGGAUGGACCCCAAUGAGCUCCUGGGCAUGCUCAACAACGGGAGCUGAGUUGCUUUGUUUUUUGAAAACUAAACUCUGUGGAGAAAACUGUCAAUACUGCCAAACAUCGUGUUCCAUCAACGACAAAUAAGACUCAACUUGUGAAAAACAUUGUUGCCGUUGAGCUGUUUGAACAUCACCUGUUUGACCACUUAGAGAUGAAUAUGUUCUGUAGACGCUAUUGCAAGGUGUACACAAAUACAAUGAGGGGGGGAGGGGGGGGUACAAUGUGUGUGUAUUCAGUAAAUAUCUGCCGUACUAGAUGCAUGUGCAGGUGAAACUGUCAUGAUGAUAGUCUAAAAUAGUUUUGAUAAGCAUAACCCAUCACUGUCAGAGAUCCAUCUGUGGUGCUGCUGUUUUACACCCUCAUCCAGAUAUGCUGCUUUUUCUAAUUUUGGAGAAAAAAAACAAUGUAAUGGGUAAUAUUUACUAAUAAAAAGGUAUAAAUAUUAA
Pseudoliparis swirei is the source of this 2363-nucleotide messenger RNA. It is a transcript of the gene notum1b, whose product is annotated as notum, palmitoleoyl-protein carboxylesterase b. NCBI's taxonomy places the organism in Eukaryota, Metazoa, Chordata, Actinopteri, Perciformes, Liparidae. Gene Ontology annotation, molecular function: hydrolase activity. The record is from RefSeq and is a predicted model, not a curated record. The coding region runs from base 351 to 1919 and encodes 522 amino acids. The transcript is spliced from 11 exons.